Molecule: messenger RNA, 1126 nt
Organism: Coregonus sp. 'balchen'
Lineage: Eukaryota; Metazoa; Chordata; Actinopteri; Salmoniformes; Salmonidae
Source: the annotation of a GenBank genome assembly
AACAGACAAACUCCUAUUCAGUACGAUGCCUUCAUUUCCUACAACACCAAUGAUGAAUCCUGGGUCGUGAGGGAGCUGCUGCCAGAGUUGGAGGGAGAGCAGGGCUGGAAGUUGUGUCUGCACCCCCGGGACUUCCAGCCAGGUACCACAUAUUCAGCACAACAAUUAGUCAUUGUAUUGAAAUGCGUUGUUAUUUCAGACAUUUUAUAUGAAAGUUCACAUUUUAGAUGAAUAUUCUGGACGCAACACAGGCUUGUGUGAGUGACCUGCAUCCAGUAUAACAUUAAAUGCCAUCUGAAACAGGAAGUUGCAUAAUACUAAGAGUGCACAGAUUCAGUUGAAACCAGUAACUACAUACACAUACAACUAGUAGUAAAUUGUCCAAAAUCACUGCUUACAAAGGAUUUGUUUCUCACUGUGUUCCACAGGUAAACCCAUCAUAGAGAACAUCACAGACGCCAUCUACAGGAGCAGAAAAACCAUCUGUGUGAUCACCCACCGAUAUCUGGAGAGCGAGUGGUGCUCCAGAGAGAUACAGGUGGCUAGGUUGGUUUAAUGUCUUUCUCUUUAUAGUUGUAUGACUGCCCAGGGGUUUGUUUCCCUGAAGCUUCAUAGCUAAUAUUAACUUUCUUUCUCUCAAUGUCCCAGACCCACUCCACUUAUUGAACAGCAAAGUGCUUUAUUUGACAAAUGUUGUUUCUACACAAUUUACAUUCAAACAUCGAUUUUUAUAAUUUUUACUCUCUUGCGGCUUUGCAUCUGGGUUGUCGAGAGAAAACAAUGUGCCAUGUUGUUAUCUUUAGGUAUGAUGUUUUUCGGAAAAUCACCCAUGUAUGGGACUCGGGUCGUCUACGCAAACACUGAAAUAAAAGACUCUGCUCUCUCCAGCUUCCGUCUUUUUGAUGAGCAGAAGGAUGUGCUGAUCCUGGUGUUUCUAGAGGAGAUCCCAGAACACCAGCUCUCACCCUACCACCGCAUGAGGAGGCUGGUGAAGAAACGCACCUACCUGAGCUGGCCCAGAGCUGGGGAGCACACCGGGGUCUUCUGGCAGAAACUCCAGGUGGCUCUGGAGACCAGGGACUGGCCUGAGGAGAACCCCAUCCUCACCAGGGUGGAGAGAGUGACA